Messenger RNA from Hevea brasiliensis (rubber tree), 1853 nucleotides. RefSeq lists its product as uncharacterized. NCBI's taxonomy places the organism in Eukaryota, Viridiplantae, Streptophyta, Magnoliopsida, Malpighiales, Euphorbiaceae. The record is from RefSeq and is a predicted model, not a curated record. The transcript has a single exon. Bases 321 to 1673 code for a protein of 450 amino acids.
GGCCUUUUCCCUUCAGAAUGAGAAGCAGCUGCGAAGUUGAACCAGGCCAAGCUUCCAGCUAAACAGCGUUUGUUUGUCUUUGUUCAUUCUUUUAAUGAUUGUAGUUGUACAAUGUGAAGUACGAGAGCUCACAAAUUUAUGGGUUUUUUGUUCCCAAUCCCAAUGUCCAAAACACUACCAUUUCUCUUCUUGCAUCUUUUGCCGCCUUCUCCAUUAAAAUUUCUCCUCCCUCCUUCUCUCUGUCUCUCUGCUAAGCUUCUUCUUAAUCCACUAUGAACCAGAAAGCAAAAUUCAAGAAUUCAUAUUUACCAUAAAGCACCAUGUACCUAAUCAUCCAAGUUUCUAAGAUUGUCCUUCUGUUUAUUCAUUAUGUACAGAACAUUAAAAGAUCCAUCUUUGCCUUGCUCUCUUGCUUGCCCACUUCUCUUCUUGCUCUUAUUUUGUUUCUCCUUUUGGUCUAUAAUGGCUCCUCUGUGUUCCACAUUCGCCUUCCAAUUCCCGUCAAUUCCCAGCCGGAGCAUGUUAAUUUUUCACCGGAAAAUCGCACGGGAAAAUCUUUUAAGAAGCUUUCUUCUUCACUGAUGUAUGCAGUAAAAGAAGAUAAUCCACCAGUCAUUUUGAAGACACAGUUACCCCUUUUGCCAAAACCACCCAUUUCAAUGAUACCCAUUAACUAUUCUUCGGUUUUAAGGCCAAAGAAUGUGCACAAAUACAGAGCUGUGAUCAAAGUUCUGCGAUAUGGAGCCAAAUCAAAGCGGUUUUCGACAAGAAUAAGGACCUUCUUUGGGAGUACUCUAUGUAAGGUUCGGUUCUUUAUGACUUGGAUUUCUUCUUUGGAGUCAUUUGGUGAUAGAGAGUUGUUUGCUAUAGAGAGUUUAUUCAAGUUUCACCCAAAUGCUUGUUUGGUUAUUGUUUCCAAUUCCAUGGAUUCUAAAAAGGGGAGCCUUUUCUUAAGGCCAUUUUUGGACAAAGGGUUCAAAGUAAUUGCAAUUAAGCCUAAUUUUGAUUAUAUAUUCAAGAAUACUCAUGCAGAGUCAUGGUUUAAUGAAUUAAACAAAGGGGAUGUUGAUCCCGGAGAGGUUUCUUUGGGUCAAAAUCUCUCCAAUUUGCUUAGGCUUGCCUUAUUGUAUAAAUUUGGUGGUAUUUAUGUAGACACAGAUGUUAUAGUGUUGAAGAGCUUUGGUAAACUGAGGAAUGUCAUAGGAGCACAAACGAUUGAUCUUGAAACUGGGAAUUGGAGCAGAUUGAAUAAUGCAGUGUUGAUUUUUGAUAAGAAGCAUCCUUUACUCUUCAAGUUCAUUGAAGAAUUUGCACUCACAUUCAAUGGAAACAAGUGGGGUCAUAAUGGUCCUUAUCUAGUUUCCAGAGUUGUUUCAAGGGUCUAUGGCAGGCCUGGGAUUAAUUUCACUGUGUUGCCCCCAUCUGCAUUUUAUCCAGUGAAUUGGAGCAGAAUUAGAAGUCUGUUUAGGGGGCCAGGAGAUAAGCUACACUCAAAAUGGUUGCACAGAAAGCUUGAGCAGAUAAGAAGUGAAAGUUUAGCUGUCCACCUCUGGAACAAGCAGAGUAGAAAGAUUAAAGUUGAAAAUGGAAGCAUCAUCAAUCAUAUAAUGCUGGAUUCUUGUAUUUUCUGUAAUUCUUCAAGUUUGAAUUUGUUACAAUACAAUAAAAAAUGAAAAUUGCCAAUUGCCCUUUUAUGUUUCUGUAUUCUAUUUUGGGUUAUGGGCAAACUCAGUCCAUUCCUUCAUUGUAGUGUUGAAGGAAGAAAGAAAGAAAGAAAAAGGAGAAUCCUUUUCUCUUCCACCCUCAAUCAAUUGGGCAUAUGUAAUGACAUUUUUGGGUUGUUUCUUUUGAUA